GAGGGUAGAGACUAGAGAGAUUGACCGACCAGACGAGACCAGGGAAGGGGAGGGGAGGGCAGAUCACGUCAUCUCGCGUCGUCAUCCAGCUCACGUUCCCCGCGCACCUCGUCGCCGCUGCCGGGUCACAGCCAGGCAGCAGCUGCAGCGAGCAGUAACGUCUCCUCCCCCCACCCCUCUGCAAAUUCCUCCCCCCAAAUCCCUGAUUAAACCCUAGAAUUCCCUCCAAUGCGUGCUCCCUAGGCGGCGCCCUCGAAUUCGGCACACCUGCCCGGCGUACCAAGGUUUGCAAGCCAGAGAAAUAAAAUGAGCGCGGGUUUCAACAAGCAGAUCUUGGCUCAGAAACUUGCAAAGCUUAACAGCUCACAACAGAGUAUAGAGAGUAUCCUUAUUGAUAGUUUCAAGGCGUGGUCCUGCAAAUUUUAUCCAUCACAAUUAACUUAGUGCUUUUUUUCUUCAUGUGCUUCAGUGUAACUGUGGCGGUGUGACCUAACUGUUGUUCAGAAUGAAGAGGGCGGAUUAGACAUUUUCUAUUUACUCUCAGGACAAUACACAAACAGAACCAACUAAUAAUAUUCAUCAUAACUUCUCAGAUGACUUAAUUUCAAAAUUCAUUGGCUUAUAAGGUUUGCUAAGUGCAUAGUCAUGUCUCACAGCUUACAUAAAACUAUAAAAGGUUAGUGUUGUUAAUCUUACCAUUCCAGAGAACUGUUGUAAUGCAAUUUAUUCAUUCGGUAGAUGGCCGUCAUUCAUCAGUCAUCACUAUGAUCAGUUAAUAGCAUUAUGCUAGUCAUUCAUUGGCCCUUGCUCCAGUACACGGCUUCCUGAUCUGCGUACAAGGACAGCUUACUCUGCUGCUUUUGCUGUGUGAUUAUUUCCUCCUGUGCUACAUUAUUUUACUCACUCACAUAAUAUCAUGCUUAACAAAAAGAAAAGCUUUGUCACAUUGGUGUGUCUUUCAUCAUCGUUACUGCCGACAAGUUGUUGAAACAUGGGACUGCGAGUUUCGCUCAGCUCCUUGUGAGAGGAGGGUAUCUUUGUUGUACCUUGCAAAUGACAUUAUGCAGAAUAGCAGAAAGGAAGGUAGUGGAUAUAUAACUGAAUUCAUAAGGGUCAUCCCUGCUGCCUUGAAUGAAGUCUUCACCAACGGCGAUGAUUUUGGGCGGAAUGUUGUAAAAAGAUUGUGCAACCGAAAGGUGGGACUAAAUCCAUUGUGUGGGCCAUCAAAUAAGCUUUCCAACGGGUACUCACACGUUCGAAUCGGACUUCGUACGUGAGAGAUAUGGACUUUUUAAUCCAGGUUGACAUAUGGGAAGAUCGUAGAAUAUUUGAUAUUCAAGGACAAAGUCUUAAGGAUGACUUUUUUAGAAGGUUAAAGGACCUCAGAAACAAAUUGAAAAAACCUGGUGGAGAGUUGCUGGAGAAGGUUGUCUCUAGCUACAAGCAUGUGCUGAAUGCUCCUAUAGACGAGGACUAUCUGAUGCAAAAAUGCCAAGCUGCUCUUAGCAUUUUUGACAAUCUCAACGAAGCAUAUGGAAAUAACUCUUAUUUAGGUAGCAGGAAUGAAUCUGGCUUUGUGGAGGAGCUGCAGGAACAACGUAACAUUCUCAGAAACUCCAUUGAACAACUCAAAACGUCAGAAUCACUCAGGGCCACUCUGAUUUAUCAUUUGAAGGAGGCACUGAAUGAGCAGGAGCUGAAAGCGGAACAAGUCAGAAGCCAGCUUCAGGCAGCUCAAUCCCAAUACAAGAAAGCCAAUGAUCUCUGCCAAGAGCUUGGAAUUGAUGUGGAAAGGCAUCAGCCAUCUAAUCAAGGGCUUAAGAAGUCCAGUCUCUCUGAAAUGCCUGUCACGGGUGCCACACAUUCAGCUAACGCUGGUUCUCUUCAGAAGGGACAAUCAAGUGCAGUGAUGUAUUCACAGGUGGGAGAUGGUGAUGAGCGCAGUGCCACAGCUGCUAAUGUUGUGACAAAGUUUGCUGCAGGUGCUGCUUCAGAAGAUAUCCUCAGUGGUGUUUUAUCUUCACGAGCCAAUGGGGGCAGCAUUUCACAGAAAAUCGAAGAGUACUCUUCUGUUAAUAAGAGGCAGAAGCUAGAGGGUGACACAUAUAUCUCUCAGCCUCAAUCACAGCCACCACCACCACCACCCCCAUUCCCACAUCCUGAUACAUUUCAACCACCACCGCCACCUGAGUAUCCUCCAUCUCCAGAGCCUAGCCCACUGCCACCGCCAACUUCAACGCCACCCCAAAUAAUCCCACCACCACCGCCAACUUCAAUGCCACCCCAAAUAAUCUCAACUGUACCACCUAUAGCAGGUGCAUUUGUACCCUUUCCUGUUGGGCCUCCUGGUCCAAUGACUGGAAUGACAUUUGGCACUUUUCCAUCAUACACUCCUAUGGUUAACUUUACCAUGACCAACAUGCCACCGGUUUUUCCCGGUGCUCCAAACCCACCUCCAGCUUUUCAGGGAUUAGGGGGAACGUUCUAUGGCCCUCCUCCAUACCCCACAGCACCCCCACCAACAGACAGGAAAUAGUAGUCCCUUACCUGCAGAUCAGUAGCGCCAGCCAGCCCAUGGGAUUGUACGACAUGGAGCUUUACAUUGGUAAGUCUCAUAGACUUUGUUUUACUGAAGAAUAUGAUUGUGGUGAUGCCUCACCAGGGGUGUUGUGGAGCCGAGAAGAUUGUUGUAGUGUUGUACAUUUAGUCAGUAAGCUAGAUUUAGCGUGCAACAGUUGAUUUACCGUUCUAAUUGUUCUGGUCUUGGUUGUGGAGUAGAACCAGUAGAUUUCAACUGCUAGAGAGAAUAUGGAAUUCUGACAGCUGAGCGCAAAUUGCUUCAACAGUUAAAUUGACCGUUCUAGUUGUUCUGGUCCUGGUAAUAGAGUAAAAACUGUAGAAUUCUUUGACAGCUAGAGAGAAUAUGGAACUCGACUGCCCAUGGCAAAUGUCGUAGCAUGACAUGUUUGUAACUUAUUAUUAGCUGUGUUAUUUAUUUGAUAGAUCAUCCAAGAAUACAUAGUUGUUGUGAU
Messenger RNA from Phragmites australis (common reed), 3032 nucleotides. Its product is annotated as formin-like protein 3. Gene Ontology annotation, cellular component: RNA polymerase II, holoenzyme. Lineage: Eukaryota; Viridiplantae; Streptophyta; Magnoliopsida; Poales; Poaceae. Bases 1283 to 2536 code for a protein of 417 amino acids. Gene Ontology annotation, molecular function: RNA polymerase II complex binding. The transcript has 8 exons. The record is from RefSeq and is a predicted model, not a curated record. Gene Ontology annotation, biological process: mRNA 3'-end processing.